This is a messenger RNA of Zingiber officinale, 781 nucleotides long. RefSeq lists its product as uncharacterized. The transcript has 3 exons. Gene Ontology annotation, cellular component: mitochondrion. The coding region runs from base 153 to 434 and encodes 93 amino acids. The record is from RefSeq and is a predicted model, not a curated record. NCBI's taxonomy places the organism in Eukaryota, Viridiplantae, Streptophyta, Magnoliopsida, Zingiberales, Zingiberaceae.
CCUCUACACACGCCUAUCUGCAAUACUCAUCACAGGCCGUUCUCAGUUACACGACGAAGUCGUCAACUAGGAAGUCGCCAGGUUCCGCCUCCACCGUAGGGUUUUACAUUUCUUAAAUCUUAAUCCCUGCUUGGUUUCGCUUGGUCUCUGCCAUGGGGUACGUACAAGAGGCCAGAGAAAGCCGCGUCAAGAAGAAGGUGGAAGAAGCUUUACGCAGCAAAAUGAAGCAAAAGGCACUGAAGGAGUGUGAUCAUCUGUGUGCAAAGUAUGCUGAAUGUGCUGCCGGAAGAACUUUUUCUAUAGUUUGGCACUGUAGGAAAGCAGCUAAAGAGUUGAAUGAAUGCCUUCAUCAAUACACCAAUGACACAAUCCUGGAAGAAAUGAAGAAAAGCUACGUCCUCGAACAAGAAAGCAAAGUCCAAAAUAAGAUCUAAGCAUAUUUCUGCAUUCAUCCAAGGGAAUUCUCAGAGGAUAAUUGAGGUUCAAUUUGUGUCAUGCUGUUUUUGCUGGCUAAUUUGGUGAUGUACGGAAGAAUUGCAUUGAUGCAGAACUAUCUGCUGAUUUGCACCUACAAUGUUGAAAAUGAAAAUUUGCUUUCAACAUCCUCUUGCUGAUUCUUUCCUCAGCAAAAUAUUUUAAUAAGUUUGUAUUUUACAGACAUUUUCUGACCUUCGAUAAAGUUCAGCUCCAAGAUACAUUCAUGCUGAAGGCCUAAAAAUUUCGAAGUAUGUUGUCUGACUUUUGAGAUGACCAGGUAAUACUAUUUCUUUCUUUUUGGUUU